This is a messenger RNA of Penicillium angulare, 1323 nucleotides long. RefSeq names its product zinc-dependent alcohol dehydrogenase. NCBI's taxonomy places the organism in Eukaryota, Fungi, Ascomycota, Eurotiomycetes, Eurotiales, Aspergillaceae. The transcript has 5 exons. The record is from RefSeq and is a predicted model, not a curated record. The coding region runs from base 1 to 1323 and encodes 440 amino acids. Gene Ontology annotation, molecular function: oxidoreductase activity; zinc ion binding.
AUGACAGUCUCGCAAGCCGCGAAUCUGGUGGAGAAGAUUGUUGGCCAUGGUGAUAAUUCAUCGGUGACCACUGAUAUCAGUCAUUACGAUAAUGAGUAUGGAUUGGAAACUGGAGACAAAAUACUGGCAACCACUUGGCAGGGGAAGAACGCUGUGAAACUGGUGACAAUGCAGAAGCCAAGAGUUGUUGACUUGGGGGAUGUUGUUGUAAAGGUCACUGGUAGCACAAUUUGUGGAAGUGUUAUUCCUCAGCUACAGAAAGGCGAUGUUCUUGGCCAUGAAUGCUGUGGUAUAGUCGAGACAGUCGGGCCUAAGGCAACCAAGGUCAAAGCUGGUGAUCGCGUGGUUGUGUCGUUCCCAAUAGCUUGUGGAGGUUGCGGAAACUGUGUGAAAGAGAGGUACUCCCAGUGCCAAAGAACAAAUGAGAAUACCAUUGAAAAUGCGAUGUAUGGAAAGCGAACUGCUGGAAUGUUUGGAUACUCCCAUUUCACUGGCGGGUUUGCUGGCGGUCAGGCGGAGUAUAUUCGCGUUCCAUAUGGUGAUGUCAAUCUGCUCCAUAUUCCAGAUGAUGUACCUGAUGAGAAAGCUUUAUAUUUAUCGGACGUGAUUGCUACAUCGUGGCACUGUGUCGUAGAUACGGGUGUUGAGAAAGGUGACGUUGUUGCUAUUUGGGGCGGUGGCCCCAUUGGACAGAUGUGUGCUGAAUUUGCAUUCCUCCAUGGAGCCAGUCGAGUAAUUUUGAUUGACGGUGGUGAUGCAGCAUGGCGCCUGGAAUUUGUCAAAGCAAAAGUCCCCAGCCUUGAGACCAUUGAUUUUACUCGGUUGCCCCGUGGCCAUUCAGUGACAAGUCAGUUGAAGGAAAUGGUGCCAGAAGGGGUAGAUGUUGCACUUGAGUGCGCUGCAGGUGAAUACGCCAAAGGAUGGGCGCAUUAUUUUGAGCAGUUACUUGGGAUGGAAACGGACACGUCGGAAUUAUUGAAUGAGAUGAUCACCUCUGUUCGCGCAUUUGGACGCGUUGGAGUGACCGGUAUAUAUGCCGGAUACACGAAUCACUUCAACAUCGGUGCAUUGAUGGAGACAGGCGUGCGGCUUAUUGGAAAUGGCCAAGCCCCGGUUCACAAAUACUGGCAACGCCUGAUGGAUAUGAUUCAGCAAGGUAAAAUCAAUCCACUGGAUAUGGUCAGUCAUCGUCUUCGGUUGGAGGAUAUCGAAAAGGUUUAUGAGACUUUUGACCAUCGCAAUAGCGGUAUGCAGAAAGUCUUCCUGCAGACUAAACACUACAGUCCUUUUGCACCAAAGCCUCCAUCAUUAACUACACCUUAA